CCCAGACGAUUUACGUAGUUACAGGAAGUAGAAUACAUUUGUCUGUCUGCAGUCUGGUAGUUGAUGUGUCUUUUUUCUUCUUCUUUCUUCUUAUUUUAGUCUGUCAUUAGAAAAUGGAGAUGAGUUGGUGACUGCAGGUUGAUAUGGGUGCUGCUGCUGUGAGGAGUCAACAAGGCACACAUGUGUUCAUGUUUUCUCCAAUGCCAGGACAACGAGGAACAACAAACAAUCAAUUUACCUCAAACGCUCAUCCAUCAAACUCGCCAAAGGAUAUGGCAUGUGAAGCAUGUAAUGUGAAUUUUAAUAUCUUCAAAAGAAAGAAAAUUUGUCGAGAGUGUGAAAGAUGUUUUUGUUCAAAUUGUGUACAUAGAUUAUCACUUAAAGGACAGAACAAGGAGACAUUUCGUCAGUGUAAGAAAUGUCGUAUUUUACUGACUGGUACCUUUACACGACAGGAACUUAUCAAGUGGAAAGUUAAGGAUUUAAAAUGUUUGCUAAUGAAACGUAAUAUUUCUACCGAUGGUUGUAAAGAAAAACAGGAACUGAUUGAUCUCAUUGUGAUAAAUUUUGGUCACAUGACUAGGAAUGAUGAUGUGGAAGAAAGAAGUGAUACUGAAAGUGUUAUAUCAGUAGAUAACCCAAGUCAGACACCAAGACCACCUCAGUCAUCAUCCGUCCCUACCAACGGUGGAAUACCAGGUCAGGUUCCUCAGAGGACCACUUCACCAAGACAGGAAACAGAUGAAGAUAGGACAUCAAGGUUACGACAGAGACAGCAUGAAGAAUUGAGACAAUCAGAGGAGGUUUUACGUCCAGUAAUCAAUGCUGAUCCUGAUCAUUCAAAAGAGAAAAAAGAUCCUAACCAGACCAAAAGAAUGAAUAUAAGUGAUAUAGAGAAUUUAGAGGCAAUAGACAAUCUUACAGUGAAGGAAAUGAAAGAAUUGUUAUUUAGAAGUUUUGUUGAUUACAAAGGUUGUGUGGAAAAAGAGGAGCUGAAAAAUAAAGUCAUUAGAUUAUGGAAGGAACAUAAAAAUAACGAAGAAAAGGCUAAAAAGAUGGCAGAUGAAGGCAGUGGUGGAACAAGUAAUGGGAAAACCCCUGAAGACGAAGUUUGUAAGAUUUGUAUGGAUGCAAUGGUAGACUGUGUGCUGUUAGAAUGUGGUCACAUGGUGUCCUGUACAGAAUGUGGUAAAAGACUUUCAGAAUGUCCAAUUUGUAGACAGUAUGUUGUAAGAGUUGUCCGUACCUUUAGAAGUUAGGCCAUACCAAAAUAUUUUUAGCUUCUCAUGACAAAAUUGAACAUUUCAGGAAGUUCAUGAAACCAACAAGUCCACCCAGCUUGGUCAUAUGUUUUUUUUUUAAAUUUACAUCCACAUCACAUCAGACAUUAAAUUGUUAACACUUUCAAUCAAUUACAAUAAUGUUUAAUUGACUAAAAUUGUGAUUCAGUAAUGAAAAUGAGAAAGAAGAAUCUUGUAGAUUUUUGUAAAAGUCAAAACAAGUUGAUGCAACAGGCAUUAAGAACAUAUUUCAGGACCAGAGAAGCUAAUAAUUUUUUUUUAUCGCCUUAAAACAAUUUGAUAAAGAUUGUUUUGAAAAAUCAAAAAAAUUAUGACUCAGGAAGUCAAAUUUUAUAUCUUGUUAAUGAAAAGUACAUAAUGUUAUUAAAAAUGUAUUUUUUGUUGAAUUUUAACAGUAUAUAUGUAUAGUUAUCAAGAUUUUGUAGUUUUAAUAUGUUUUACCAAUUAUUUUUUGCAGUAUUUUGAAAAAUUUAAGCAUAAAGAAAUGUCUUUUUUCUGUCACAUUUAGUUUUUUUUGUGUUUUAAACCUUAUCUGAAAAAUGAGAUUUUUAUAAAUUUCACAUUUAUUUUAUUGGAAUAUUAUUGCCAAUUUUUCAUAAGAAAAAUAAUUUUGAAUAUAAAACUGAAGUUAUAAAAGAAGAUAAUCAAUGUUUGAAAAGCAAUCUUAGAAACGUAAAUUUUGCUACUUUGAUUCCAUAGAAGGUUGUCCCUUGCAGAUUCAUAGUUAAAAAUAAUAAAUAUUUAAUUCAAAAUAUCCUUCAUAGUUUAACUAUUUGUUUUUGUAGUCAAAUAAACCAUUAGUAACAUACUUUAUGUAGGUUAGAAAAUAAUUGCAACAUUUCUGUCUGUUAACAAUGAUAAAUUCAGUCUGAUAACAAGUUAACUAAACAUGCAUAACAAUCAAGUAUGCAAUGUUGACAAUAGUUAUUGCAUGAAGAAAAUGUUACAUCCGGAAACAGGACAUUGCUGUAAUUUAAUCUUUCACACACAAAAAAAUCUCCCUCAAGCACUAAACUUGAGUAAUUUAUAUAAUGUUGCUAUGUUUCUGUCAGAGGCAAAAUUGAAAUUUUCACUGGUCCUAAAAUGUUUCCUAUUUUUAUUUGCGGUAUAUUUUGUUCUCCAACAUAUUGUUAAGUUUGUGAUAGACAAAUAUACCUCAUUGUUAAAUUUGCUUAAUAAAGGUAAUUAGUGUAAAUGCUCAGUGGUGUAAAAAGUCAUAAGAAUGGAGAAUUUACAGCAAAUAUACUUGAGUGUGUACAUAUAACAAGGAUGUUAAGUUUGCUUAUUUGCUAGGUUGACCAUAAAUUCAAAAAUAAGGAAAUGAAGGGUAUUAAUUUGUGGUGCAAAAUCUUUACACAUACUUUUGUUUAUUACCUAUUGAAAGAGUAACAAUCUUUAUCAUUAACCAAUCAAAUUGCACAUGGGAUGGGUAACAACAGGAUGACUGAAAACCUGUUUGACCAUUUGGGGAUCAGAUUUACAAUUGGUGAUAAAGAACUUAUGAGGGUCUGGAUGGUGUUUACAGAAUAGAGAAUAUUCAGCCAAUAGUGCAGAAAAAUUAGGAAAGAAUAGAGAAAAAUAUGCCAUAAAAGUAAAGAAUAAAGAAUAAUGGGGUGCUAAAAUAUAAAGAAUGGAGAAUAAUGUGCAAACAAAUAUAAAGAAUAGAGAAUAAUGGACAAAAAUAUAAAGAAUAGAGAAUAAUGGACAAAAAAUAUAAAGAAUAGAGAAUAAUGGACAAAAAAUAUAAAGAAUAGAGAAUAAUGGACAAAAAAUAUAAAGAAUAAAGAAAACUUACCUUAAAAAUUAAAGAAUACAGAAAUGAAGGACCCCCAUCCAAACCCUCACUUAUGGUUCACCUAACAUACAUUCAAAUUUGAUUUAUGAAGUACACACUCAAUAUGUUUAGGGGUAAAAGUAUCUGUGUGCAACAUAACAUGGAAUGUUAAAGAACUUUAAGAUUAAGGUGAUGUUGUUAUUCAUAUGUUGGGAAACAUUGGAUGCAUAAGAUUUUGCUUGUUCAUGUUUGAUAUUAAGACAGUUUUAUUGCAGUGACACAUUUCGUGACUGUUUUGUUGUUGAAAGCCGAUUCAGAAAAUCAUGUUGUGGAAAACUGUAUGUGAGUGUUUAUAAGUUUAAAGAUCCCAAAUUAUCAAUUAAAACACCAAAUUUUUAUAUAAGAAUUUUUUUUAAGUAUGAAAAAAUUGCAAGUAUGUAAGUAAAAAUGGUUACUGUUGUAUACCUUCAAAAAUAUAUGUCUCUUUAGGGUCACUUAAUUUAAAAGUUAGGUAUCUAGGAAAACAAAAUUAAUGUUGGGAAGUGGCUACAAGAACAGAAUACAAAACUACACAAUUGGUACAAUCUGCAAAUAGAAAAAGAUAAAACACCAAAUUGCGAAAAACAAAACAAAAAAAAUUAAAAGAUAAAAAGUGAUGGUGUUUAAUUUGGAUGUAAAAGGUCAGGGAUUGUUGAAUGAUGAUUGGUGGCUGGCUAAGAAGUCAUUUCUGAGAAAUUUUGGUGUUUAACCUUUGAUCUUUUGUUUAUUUUGAAAGUUGGAAAAAAAGGGUUUCAUUUUUCAGAAACAUUUUAUAUAGAUUUUAUAGGGACAUUUUCUGGAAAAAAAAGCAUUUGGCGAAACAGACUGGACUUUCAUUGAAAUUAGAAUACAAAGGUUAGCCUGAAACAGACAUAUAUUUUUUCUUGACUUAGCAAUGAGAAUACAAUCACAGCAUUGUGCCAAAUUUUGUGUGCGUUAUUCUUUUUUUUUUUUUUUAAAUAAACUUAAACAUUUUAUAAUUUUAAAAGUAGUGUAUAUGCCUAGAAUGGUACAUGUAUAUCAAUCUUAUAAUGUCAGCUUUUCAACAAAAUGAGGGCAAAUUUGUCAAAAAUUGAUAGUAUCAUGAAAUAUUAUUUCUUAAUAUAUGCUUAUUUACUUAAUUUUAUAUAUUGCUUUAGUUAAAUAUUUUAAGCUAGUUUAGGAUUUUUUUAAUGUACUUUAUUUAUAGUAAAUCUGAAUGCUGUAAAUACAUUGCUACAGUGUGCACAUGUUUAAAACAGUUUGUAGUCAAUUUUUGCCAUUGUAGAUGUGAAAUAGCUAUUUCUCAUUCAUUACACAGCACAUGUACUGGUAGAUUAUUAUUUUUCACACAGAUUGACUGUGAUAUAUGUAUAAAUUUGUUACUUUUUUGUUUUACUUUAUAUAUUUAUUCAUCAUGUUAAAAUGUACUAACAUCAUAUACAAUAUAUAAAUUAUAACAGACUUACAUAAUAGAAGAUGGCAACAUAAUGCUUAUUAAACAUUAUUGAAAGAAUUAAACAUUAAAUAAAAGUUUACCUUUAAAGCUAUGUAUACAUUUGACAAUCCAAUCAUAUUUUAAGUAAACUAGAAAUGAUUCUAUUAUAUAUCCACUCUCAAAAAGGGAGUCAUAUUGUUGUAGUAGGAUUUCUACCAUUAAUUGUUCUUGUUUCCAUGCAACCUUGUUGAGGCUUGUUUUUUUGUUAUCUUUUGACAUAGACAUAUGCUAUUUGGUAUGGAGGUGUAUUACCACAAAACAUACAUCAAGUUUACGAAUCAUUCUGGUGAAGAAAAGACUCAAAGCCAACAAAUUGUAAAAAGAAAAUUAUCAUUGACUUAUCUACAUUUGACAACUUCUAGUAAAGUUACAGUUAUGUCUCAGAUGCUAAAGACAAAUCUUUAUGGCGAUUUGUUAUUGUUGUUCAAUAAUAGUUUUUAAAUUGUUCUCACUUAUUUACUGAUGGAGUUUAUUAUUAUGUUUUAGAUAGCUGUUAUUGUUAUUAAUGUUAAUUAUGAUAAUUUUAUUGUUGUGCCAUAUGUAUAAGAUGGUCCAGUUGUUGGUCAUUGUGGACCUUGAUUUUUCACUGUGAAAUGGUAUAAAAUGUCUUGAAACACUUGGACUCAUUAUCAAAGGAUCGUGAAAAUGUUGCACUUUGUUAAUGUCAGAGGAACAGAUAGUCUAAAGAUCUCAUGACAAUAUCUUCAGUUUAUUUUGACUUGCCAAACCUCAAUUUCCAUAAUCAUGGUUGUCUUAUUAGCUUCAAGAGCUUCCUGUACCUGUAGAGCCCUUAUUAUGCCAAAAUUUAUCUGUACAAUUAUUUUGAUGGUGUGUGAAGGUUUUACAGUAAUUCUUAAUGCUUGUUUUGACAAUUUUCUAGAUUUAUUAUAAAAAUCAGUACAGUGACUAAUAUAUUUGUUAGUAAUCAUUGCUUUCUAGAAGUUUUGCAUAAAAUGCAAGUUUAAAGGUUAUUUGUUUCAAUUUUUCAGAAACCUUUGAUAGUUACUUAAAAAUAUUUAUACCUUAAACAAAUGAAAACAUUAAAGAAAUAUGUUAAAUUGUGUAGUUAUGUUUUUCAUAUUAUUUAAUGUUUGAAAAUUUUCCACCGCAAAUGACUGUAAAUUAUAUGUCUCCCCUUAACUGUGUUUGUGUCACAUGUACCCCACUGGAAUUACGUUGACUCAGUUAUACAAUCGGUGAUUCCCGGUGAGACGUUUUGAUUUUUAUAUGGGAAAAAAUUUGUCACAUUGUAACACAUUGUUUUGUAUUAAAUGGAAGACAAUACCAGAUUUUGAGAAAGGGUUUCCAUUUUCAGAUUCUCAGGAAAGUGAAUAUGAAUGUGUUCUGAUAGCGUAGAAAAAUGUAUGUGUUGUUAUGUUUCAUGUAGAGUAUUCUGAGUACCUAAAUUUGUGGAUGGAAGAUAAACUUGUAUAGGAUGAACAAAUGCUUGCUAUAUAUUUGCUUUGCUCUAAAUUGUUCUCAUAUUAAAAAUAACACAUUCAAUAUUAAAGUUCAUUAACUAAGUGUAUUUGAUAUGCAUGUCACUAUUACAAAUACAAAAAUACUUUUGCAGCAGGAAUAUGUUAAUACAUGUCUCAGGUUGUAUAGAAUAUAACUGAAGCUCUGGUUACAUAGAUGCCUUACCACAUGAACAUGACAGAUGUGUUACUUAACAUCUUUUUAAUCAUAGAUGUUUAUUUUAACAUAACCCAAGUUCACCUCAUUCAAAAGGAGUGAUAUGUAAACACCUGAUUACUUAUUAUAAAAACAUGUAAACCAGCAUGGUCUGAAACACUUCAAGAGAUGGUAUUUCUGUAUUGCUUGAAUGUUAAUGUUGGCUUUGCUUUUAGGUCGAAGCACCUUUUUUAAAAUCCUUAAAAACAUUUAGAUGUUGAUCUUUACAGUUGAUGCCACCUGAUUUGUUAAUCUUCAUUUAUUACUAUUUCCAUGACAUUUUCAGUCCUAUUCAAAGUAAUUACAAAAAAGAUAAAAUUCUUUGUCCUAUUCCGAAACAGUUUCAAGCAGAUGUAAUUAUUAUCUUACAUUUGCCUUAAUAUCAAUAUUAUUGGUUAAUAUUUACUAUUGUUGAGCAAGAUCAUUGUCGGUUGAUGUUUUUUUUUUUAUGUAUUUUGGCGUUGUAGUCAAUAUUGAGUUUUGUGACAAUGUGAUACACGUACACUACUGAAAUCGUGCUUAUUUAUUUUUUUAAAUGUUUACAAUUGUGCUUGCUAAUACAAAUUAAUUGUUUGCAAUUUUGCUUGCUAAUGCAAAUUAGUUGUUUACCAUAUUGUUCAAUUUCAAGAAAUGUCAGUUGAGAAGCAUUAUUUAUAAAUCUUCAACAUGCACCUCACUUUUAUUAAUAUUGACUAGAAAAGCAAAAUUUGAUUUUAAAAAUAAGAUUCACAUAUUGUGUCCCAUGACAGUGCCCCGCUGAAGUGAUCCAUAGUAAUGUGAUACAUAGGAAUCACUUCUGUCAUCUGUUUCACAUUUUGUAAUCCAAAACUCGAUGAAAAUGGCUUGACAAAAUUCAACCAAACUUGCACAGAAUCUAACAUCUGUUUGUUAAUCUUCAACUUUUUUAAAAGUGCCUGACAGAAGUUAACCAAACUUUCUUCUGUUUUCUACAGGACUCAAUCAUGAAGUAGUGCACCUGCUAUUUUAAUUUUUUGAGUUGAGUGAUUUUUAGUAUCUUCACAUCAUUUUUGAGAUGGAUGGGUACACACACUUUCCUUGGAAGACUCGCACAUUUUUGCUAUAUACUUCUGCUUUUUAAAUUGUUUUCGGGAAAACUACAAAAAAUUCUCUUAUGAGCCUCCAAAGUUGUGAAUUUGCUCAAAAAUAGAGAUUGACAACUUUUAACAUGGACUCCUAUUAAAUCUAUUUACCGAUAUACAUGUUUCUUGACUGGCAUUAAAUCAAUGCAUAUCAGAACUGUUCAACAGUGAACAUAGAUGUUGCAGAGAUUUAUAUUUUAUGUUGCUUAAGACCUUGUAAAUUAAUUAUAUGUUUCUAAGAUACUUCAUUUUAUUUUAAAUGUUGUGUCUGAGAACAAGAUAAUUCAUCUUUAAAAGGUCAAAAAUGUGCAUUAUUUUUCAUAUAUCAUUUUUAUCAUGUGAUAUUUUUGCUAGUCAUUUUGAUUUUGGAUUUUUUUUUAUUGACAAGAUUAGAAUUAUGUUUUCAACACUGAGUUCCCAUUUUUUGAUUGAGAAUAGAACGUAUACAUCACCAUUUAAUUUAUCCACGAGUUUGAUAAUCAUCAACCAAAUGCUUAACUUGGAAAAAAUGCACAAAGUUGAUGGAGUACGUCAUUUUACCAAGAAAAAACAUUGGUAGAUUUCAAUUGUUUUGUAAAAAAUGUAACAAUCCUAUCUAUUUUUUGUAAAGACCACUAUAACAUAUCCAUAUAUUGUUGCAAUUUAUCAAAACUAGUUUGAUUUCACACAUGCUGUUUUUGAAAGUAAUCAAACUUCUCAGAAAAUUAAUAAAAGCUAAAAUUGUACCUGACCAAUUUAAAAUAUUAGAAUAGGUAACAAUUUUACAAAUAUCUCAAGUAACAAGAUAAACUAUUCAAUAAAUGCAACAAAAUAUGGAUGUGCUAUUGUGUCUUCAGAGUCAGAAUUGAUCUGUUGUAUGUCAAUAUCUGACAAGACAACAAUAUUUGUUUCAAGUCUUUGUUGUGAGCCAAGGUUCUGUAUUGAAGGCCGUACUUUGACCUAUAAUGGUUUACUUUUACAAAUUUUGACUUGGAUGGAGAGUGGUCUCAUUGGCACUCAUACCACAUCUUUUUAUAUCUAUUUAAAACAUUUUAGUUACUGAUGCACCAUACUAUACCUAAUUAAGAUAAAGCACUUAAAAUUAAAAAUACUGAAAUUCAAAUUAACAGUCUUUUGAAAGGAUUGACAGUUUAUAGGUAAACAGUAUUAUACAUUUUAUUUAUAUUUUAUAAGCCGACAUACUACAAUCAUUUACAAUGUAUGAACAUACUAUUAUGUGUUUCAGUAUUGUUUUCCUAAUUUUUAUUGUAAUUAUGCUUAGACAUUGACUUAUAUACAUGUCUUUUUCAGGCCGUGAAUAUAUAAAUCAAUUUUUUCUGUACAAUUGCAUUUCCCUUUUAAUGCUUGCUGUUUAAAAACUAUUGUUAAAACUAAGUAAAACAUAAGACCAUCAGUACACUAAAAGACCAUGUGAUUACUAUAAUCAAGAUCAACAGUCUAAUUCAUUUAUUUUUGUGUGUACUAAUUUUCAGAAAUUUUGUGAAUUCGUAAUUUCAACAUUUUCACAUAUAUUGCAUAAAAGCCUACACCCAGAAAAUCCACAAAUAAUAACUCAAAGGAUUAUGAUGCAUUCAAAAGUAAAUUGAUUGCAAGAUAAUGUUAACAUAAACAGAAUUAUUAAGGUUGUAAAUUGCCACAGAACUUGUUCCAUUUUGCAAAGUAUAUCAUGUAAAGCCUUUUUUAAAACAAAGACCUAAAUCUGGAUCUUUUUUAGUUGUCCACAUCACACUGAAAAAUGUGGAUAUAUUAAAGAAUAUCUGAAUAUCUUGCAUCCUGUUCUUUUUAGUGAUCACAUAUGGUCAAUAACUGUACACAUUUGGUGCACUGUAAAUAUUAGGCCAAAGUAUCAUAUAACCCUUGUAGGAAAAGCUUUCGCUUAGUAAUCUUGUAUUACCAGACAGUCAUUUAUUUUGUGUUGCCUAUCAACUUGGAAAACAAAAUUAUUUAAUUUUUUCCAUGUAAAUUGUUGUCCAUUUUUUUAGUUUAUUUGGGAUACUUUUGCUUCAUGUUGUUUGCAGUAUUUUUCAAACAUAACAAAUCUGUGAUGUUGUAAAAUUCCGGUUUAUAAGUUAAAAGAUAGUAUAUUAUACCAUGAUAUUCAGGGAUUUGAUGGUUAAGGGUACAUGCUGUUGGUAGAGAUUUAGGGGGAAAUAAAAAACAGUUGAAAGAAGAAAUUAUUGCAUGCAUUUAUUAUUGCGAUGUCAGGAAAAUCUACAUACAGAUAAUGUAUCAGAUAUCAGAACGUGAGUUCUUAUUAAGACUAUCACCUGAUUAUCGGUGGUCAUCUCAACGAGAUUGAUUUUCUCGCUUGAGCUGGUAUGGCGAAAGUGAGAAAAGCAAUCGAGUUGAGAUGACCAAUGAUAAUCUGUUUAUGGCUAUUUUGCCUAUGACGACGUUGAUGUUUAUAUUGACAACGGCACAUGCGCCCUUAGUUUCUAGCGAUACUUUUUUAUAUUACUCUACUGUGCUGAGAAAGGAAAUUAUCAGUCAGUAAGAUCAAAGGAAAAUUUCGUGAAAUAGCGAUAAUAAAAACAUCAUAAUAAUUUCUGAAUUUACAGUACCUGAUAUCAUUGCAGUGUUAUAGCUGUUGGGAUAAUAAUAUAAAAAAGUUGAAUUGUAUUGUUUUAUUUUACCUUCUUACUCUAUCUCUGCUUUGCUAUUGUAACAAACCAGACAAGUAUAGUGCAAUGAAAGUGUUUAUUCUAGUUCUUUUAAGUAUUUUCCCUUAUGCACAGUUCUUUGACGUAUCAGACUAGGAAAACAAAGUCCUUUAUAUAAUGAAUGUGUAUUAUGGAAUAGUUAAUUGUACAAUAUAGAAUAAGGAAUCUGUAUCGUAAUUCAAGAAGUUGGUACAGUUAUGUUAUUUGUAAACAAUCAUGCAUAACGAUGUAAAUUUUAACUGAUUGAGCUAAUAAAACAUCAUUUGUAAAAAAAAAA
This is a messenger RNA of Mytilus californianus (California mussel), 10302 nucleotides long. Its product is annotated as E3 ubiquitin-protein ligase RNF34-like. Gene Ontology annotation, biological process: negative regulation of extrinsic apoptotic signaling pathway via death domain receptors; protein K48-linked ubiquitination; proteasome-mediated ubiquitin-dependent protein catabolic process. Bases 144 to 1259 code for a protein of 371 amino acids. NCBI's taxonomy places the organism in Eukaryota, Metazoa, Mollusca, Bivalvia, Mytilida, Mytilidae. Gene Ontology annotation, molecular function: ubiquitin protein ligase activity; metal ion binding. The transcript has 7 exons. Gene Ontology annotation, cellular component: cytoplasm; plasma membrane. The record is from RefSeq and is a predicted model, not a curated record.